GAACCUGGGGAAAUCUGGACUGAGGGUGUCGUGCCUGGGGCUGGGGACAUGGGUCACUUUUGGAGGUCAGAUCUCAGAUGAAGUGGCCGAGCAGCUGAUGACCAUCGCCUACGAGAGCGGCGUCAACCUCUUCGACACAGCCGAGGUCUACGCGGCCGGCAAGGCUGAGGUCAUCCUGGGAAACAUCCUGAAGAAGAAGGGCUGGAGGAGGUCCAGUCUGGUCAUAACCACAAAACUGUACUGGGGUGGAAAGGCUGAGACGGAAAGAGGGCUUUCGAGAAAACACAUCAUCGAAGGGCUGAAGGCGUCUCUGCAGCGGCUGCAGCUGGAGUACGUGGACGUCGUCUUCGCCAACCGCCCCGACAACAACACCCCCAUGGAAGAAAUUGUCCGAGCGAUGACGCACGUGAUCAACCAAGGCAUGGCGAUGUACUGGGGCACGUCGCGCUGGAGCGCCAUGGAGAUCAUGGAAGCCUACUCCGUAGCCAGGCAGUUCAACAUGAUACCGCCCGUGUGCGAGCAAGCCGAAUACCAUCUUUUCCAAAGAGAGAAAGUGGAGGUUCAGCUGCCGGAAUUAUAUCACAAAAUAGGGGUGGGAGCCAUGACCUGGUCCCCACUAGCCUGUGGGAUCAUCUCAGGGAAAUACGGCAACGGGGUCCCUGAAAGCUCAAGGGCUGCACUGAAGUGCUACCAGUGGCUGAAGGAGAAGAUCAUAAGCGAGGAAGGCAGGAAGCAGCAGGGGAAGCUGAAGGACCUGUCGCCCAUCGCCGAGCGCCUGGGCUGCACGCUGCCGCAGCUGGCCGUCGCGUGGUGCCUGAGAAACGAGGGGGUGAGCUCCGUCCUGCUGGGAUCUUCCAACCCCGAGCAGCUGAUCGAGAACCUCGGAGCCAUACAGGUCCUUCCAAAGAUGACAUCCCAUAUUGUAAAUGAAAUAGAUAAUAUUCUGGGAAAUAAGCCCUACAGCAAGAAGGACUACAGAUCGUAACGCGGUGCAUGACUUCCCUGGACUGCAUGGUUCAAAACCUGCUCUGUACAGACGUACAGCCCCGAGUUCCUAUCCGGCCAUGAGAAUCAUUCAGCAGCUUGCUGCUCGGUGUCUGCUGUCACUGGGUCCUUCGAGACGUGUGCUCUUGCUACUAACCUGCAGUGAAAUCUAAAAGCACAGUUGAUCUCUCUUCUAGCCGAGGAUACUCUCGUAUUUUCUUACCUUCGACUGAAUCCAGUAAUUUUUACGUUACUCUUAGCACCUCAUGCUUGUGCUGUGACAAACACAUGUGAAGCAAAAAA
Messenger RNA from Pterocles gutturalis (yellow-throated sandgrouse), 1287 nucleotides. It is a transcript of the gene KCNAB1, whose product is annotated as potassium voltage-gated channel, shaker-related subfamily, beta member 1. The annotation marks the transcript as partial. Gene Ontology annotation, biological process: potassium ion transport; transmembrane transport; negative regulation of delayed rectifier potassium channel activity. Lineage: Eukaryota; Metazoa; Chordata; Aves; Pterocliformes; Pteroclidae. The transcript has 13 exons. Gene Ontology annotation, cellular component: extrinsic component of cytoplasmic side of plasma membrane; cytoplasm; voltage-gated potassium channel complex. Gene Ontology annotation, molecular function: voltage-gated potassium channel activity; potassium channel regulator activity; transmembrane transporter binding. The record is from RefSeq and is a predicted model, not a curated record.